Messenger RNA from Arabidopsis thaliana (thale cress), 568 nucleotides. Its product is annotated as DEK, chromatin associated protein. The record is from RefSeq and is marked reviewed. The coding region runs from base 34 to 312 and encodes 92 amino acids. Gene Ontology annotation, cellular component: nucleus. The transcript has a single exon. NCBI's taxonomy places the organism in Eukaryota, Viridiplantae, Streptophyta, Magnoliopsida, Brassicales, Brassicaceae.
CUUUGGUUUCUCUCUGUCGGCGAGACAUCAUCAAUGGAGGAAGUAGCGAGAGAAGAAGUAGAGAUCGACAAGGAUCUGCGGAGGAAAAUAAAGAAGACGGUGAAGAAGAUCUUGGAAAGUUCGAACUUGUACAAGAUAACAGAGAUUAAGGCGCGAGAAGAAGCUUCACUUAAAUUGGAUCUUGAUCUGUCUCAAGAUCCUUACAAGGUAAUCGUGAAAGAAGAAGUUGAAAAUUUCCUCGAAGAAGCAGUAAAGUUGAUCGGCAAUAAACUUGCGAUGCUUCCCAAGAGAAUAGAGUCGACGAGUAUUUAGAUAUUAUUAAUCUAAAAGUAUGUCGAUCCAAAAUUGGAUAGUUUUAAUGUAAUUUCCUCAAAGAUUGUCUCUGUUUGUUUUUUUAAUAGUGUUUCUGGUUCAUGGAAGCUAAUGUUUUUGUCCGAUAUGAAACAUGUGUCUAAGCAAUAAGACAAUGUGUCUGAGGAAUUUGAGCUCUUGCAAGAAAAUUUGCAGGACACCUCUUCAAACUUGGCUUGCCAAGUCCUAAUGUGUCGAAUUCAGUUACAGAUUCUGA